Molecule: messenger RNA, 648 nt
Organism: Rhizophagus irregularis DAOM 181602=DAOM 197198
Lineage: Eukaryota; Fungi; Glomeromycota; Glomeromycetes; Glomerales; Glomeraceae
Source: RefSeq, a predicted model, not a curated record
AUGUUCGCAAGAGAAACUCACUUCGUAAACGGAUUCCUAAAUCAAUAUGGUCCCGAUUUUUAUAAAUCGUUAAAGGACACCAACCUUCCUUUACGUACUCCACGUAAAAAGAAUGGAAAAAUUCCACGACCCCCUAAUUCGUUUAUAUUGUUUAGACAAUACGUUUCUGAAUACGCAAAAAGACGUGGAUUGACAUUUGAAUACGAGAAUGAGCAAAUAGUUUUAAAAUCUAGCCAAGCGUAUUUGGGAAAGGUUUCAUCUUGCCUUUGGGUAAACCUUCCCAUUGAUACAAGACUCAUUUUUAAGCAAAUGUCCGAAACGGUCAAAUAUUUUCACGAGCUAAAUUACCCCGAAUACAGAUAUAGUCCGAACAGACAAGCACAUAUUUUUAAAGCAGGGAGGAAAUUUAAAAAAUCAAAACCUGUGAAAGUAGUCUCCGAGGAAACGAUCCCACAGACUAAUAUUUUGAAUCAACAAAAUUUCAACCACCUUAACCAACCUAUGACUCCCAUUAAUGACCAAUAUUUGGGAGCUGAUUACUCUAUUUUGACCGAAUACACUUUUACGGCGACGCUUCCUAGUCAAUCCUUGCAUCCAUAUUAUUAUAAUAUGUACAAUAAUUUCUUCAUUAACGAAUUCGAAUUUUAA